Messenger RNA from Closterium sp. Yama58-4, 1344 nucleotides. Lineage: Eukaryota; Viridiplantae; Streptophyta; Zygnematophyceae; Desmidiales; Closteriaceae. The record is from the annotation of a GenBank genome assembly.
AUGGGGGCAAUGGGGGGCGCGCACAUGGGGGGGCCGCGGCAGCACGUGGGUCCGGCGUUCCAGGUGGUGGCGUGCAGCCUGCCCCACGUGGUGUCGGUGGCGGUGCUGGGCGCGUGUGGGCACCACGACGCGGCACUCAAGGCGGCGAAGCUGCCCGCCCUGCAGAAGCCCACGGCGCUGUGGGGCUUCAGCCGCCUGGCGGACGGCUCCGUGUGGAGCGACGAGCGCUGCCUGCGCCGCCUGCGCCCCGCCAUUCUGGGCAAGGAGGGGCCGGGCGGGUGGGCAGCGGUGGACCUCAACGAGGGCUUCGAGGGGUUUGUGGCGAAGCGGGACGGUGGAGAGGCGCACGAGGGAGGCAGAGGAAAGGGGGAGGAGGGCGACACGGGUGGUGAUGGGGUUGGCAGUGCUGGCGGCAGUGGCGGUGGCGGAGGUGGUGGUGAGGGCGAGAGUGGGUUUGCGGAUGUGCUGCGCGGCAUGCGAUGGGUGCUGAAGAAGCAGGUGGCAGCACUGCAGCCCGGCAUGGCGCCGGACCGCCUGCACUUUGUGACGUUCCGCCACAACCUGAACAAGCUCAUGGGCGUCUGCUACAACCGCCACGACGCGUGGCAGAUGGGCGUGCACAAGCGCCUGGGGUCCGUGUACCUGCACGUGCACAGAGCGCCGGGCGACCAGCAGCACAAGUCAGAGCAACACCGGCGGUUUGAGUUCUACGGGUACGCGUUCGAGCGCGCUGCAACGGAGCCAAGGAAAACUGGCACAGGGGAAGGUGGAGGAGGAGGUGGAGGGGAGGAGAGUACGGUGAUAGAUGCUAACGAGGAGUUCUGUGCGGUGAUGAAGACGAAGCUGGGAGCGCACCGCGUGCUGAUGGGGGCGGAGAUGGACUGCUACGAGUGGGUGAACGUGCCGCAGGCCGGCAACGCGCCGCCCAGGCCCGAGCGGAUCUUCGUGGAGCUCAAGACGAGCGUGCUGCCGGAGAGCGACGGGCAGCGCGAGCGGUUUGAGCGCGACAAGCUGCUGCGGUGGUGGAUCCAGUCGUUCGUGGCGGGCGUGGGCGCCAUCGUCGUUGGAUUCCGGGACACGCGGGGGCGCCUGGUGAGGGUGGAGCGGUGGAGCCUGGGGGAGGUGACGAGGCGGGUCAAGGGCAAGGACUACUGGGAGGCGGGGUCGGUGCUGACGUUCACGGACCAGGUGCUGACGUGGCUGUACGGCAGCGCCCAGGAGGGCGGCAACUACGUGCUGCGGUUCGUGCCGGCGCAGAGCCGCCUGGAACUGGCGGCUGCUGACGGCUGCCCCGCGUUCAUUGAGCAGCACUGCCAGGAGCUGGCCGCCAUGGGCAUCACCUGA